Molecule: messenger RNA, 1507 nt
Organism: Esox lucius (northern pike)
Lineage: Eukaryota; Metazoa; Chordata; Actinopteri; Esociformes; Esocidae
Product: ADP-ribosylation factor-like protein 4D
Exons: 2
Coding region: 326-931 (201 amino acids)
Biological process (GO): vesicle-mediated transport; intracellular protein transport
Cellular component (GO): cytoplasm
Molecular function (GO): GTPase activity; GTP binding
Source: RefSeq, a predicted model, not a curated record
CGUGUUGUGUUCGUCUGUGUCUCUGAACUCUUCGCCGGACUUCAUUCCUCGCCUAGAGAUUCAGGGGUUUGCUAAUGCUUGUAGCUGCACCUUUUGGAAUUCUUCAAUGUGAUUACCGGAGUUGGAAUUAUAGACACUCGCCAUGUUUUCUGAUUUGAUACAGAUACGCUAACAACGGUCCUCAUUGAAUCCAGUAGCCUGCCUCCUGUUCUGCAGUCGUUGCCUUUGAAGUAGGUGUGAAUGCUUCGUCUCUCUGAAGACACCCACCUCCCUCCCACCAAGAGUCUGCCACCUCUACACAAUCUGUGCCAGACAGCCAACUAAAAUGGGCAACCAGUUAACAGAGAUAGCCCCCAGCACUCCUUUCCUCCCCGGCUUCCAGUCUCUGCACGUGGUUGUCAUUGGCUUGGACUCUGCCGGAAAGACCUCCCUAUUGUACAGACUUAAGCUCCGGGAGUUUGUGGAGACCAUCCCCACCAAGGGCUUCAACACAGAGCGGAUUAAAGUGGCGAUGGGAAGCACACGGGCCACCACCACGUUCCAGGUGUGGGAUGUGGGUGGUCAGGAGAAGCUGCGACCCCUGUGGAAGUCAUACACCCGUCGCACCGACGGCCUGGUGUUUGUUGUGGACGCCGCGGAACCUGAACGCAUGGAGGAGGCCAAGGUGGAGCUCCACCGCAUAAGUCGCUCGGCGGAGAACCAGGGAGUGCCUGUUCUGGUGCUGGCAAACAAGCAGGACCUGGACUCAGCGGUCUCUGCUGUGGAAGUGGAGAAGGCCCUGGCCCUCCACGAGCUUAGUAACGCCACAUUGCACCACACCCAGGGCUGCAGCGCCCUGGAUGGACAGGGACUGCAACCUGGCCUUGAGAAACUGUAUGAGAUGAUCCUGAAGAGGAAGAAGAUGCUCAGACACAGUAAGAAGAAGAGAUGAGCUGUGUUUCUAAGCUCCCGAAAGGCGCUUCCCCUUCAGAAUGGACCUUUGCUGCUCCUUGGGAAUUAUUGGGAAUCUUGUGCCCCAAAGUAGCUGUUCCCAAUGGGGUCAGGCCAGAGGACAUAGAAAUUGAUCUGUGCUGAUGGACACCGCAUUGACUACGUUCAGCCCUUUACAGCUCUUUAUGUGGAGAAACAUUUCCGUCUCCUUUAUUAAGCUGUAGUGCCAACACGUUCUAGUCCGAACGUCCUUUGACGUGUGGUUGUACUCAUUUAGUUUACCUUGUAGUUCACUUUGCAUGGAACUGGUUCACCCCUUGGGAAGACAAAGCUUUUGUAGAUCAAAAGAGGGACUAUAAUUCAACCCACUGUUCGGAUAGCUUUAGGGCUGAAAUGACUGCCCGUCACAGGCUGGCAAAUGACCUGCAGCUGCAAGCCAUGCAACUUUUUCACUGAAGUUUUGCUUGUCAUGGUAGACUUCAUUGUAUGAAUUCUGACAUUAUUACGACCAACUGUUUUUACAUUGUACAUAUUUUUUUGUAAUACUUACAACUGAAUAAAUUAUUGAUGACUUGGA